Molecule: messenger RNA, 2049 nt
Organism: Lizanozyma spartinae
Lineage: Eukaryota; Fungi; Ascomycota; Pichiomycetes; Serinales; Debaryomycetaceae
Exons: 3
Coding region: 1-2049 (682 amino acids)
Source: RefSeq, a predicted model, not a curated record
AUGGCACAGACAAGAAGACACAAGGUAGCACAUAAUGUAUUUGAUCCUCAUGGUCGACUAGCUAAGCUAGCCAGAGGUAAGGUAGGAAACGAUCGUGAUGGUGCUGAAGAGGAAGAAGACGAUGACGAUAAAUCGUCUAUUGACAGUGUUCAAAGACACUGUCAGGACGACAGUUGUGAAAGCCAAGCGAAUUGUGAAGUUGAGAUAUUUGAAUCGUUAUACCCAAAUAAAGAUGAUGAUGCCGAGAAGCCGACCCAAAUAGGUUAUGAGAGUCUUAAUCUGAAUACCAUAGCUGAAUCAAAUGAGAAUGGUAAUGGACAUUCUGCUACCGAGGAUACGGAAACGGACAGAGAACGAAUGAAAAGAGCCACGUUACUUACAACGUUACUUCUUGAUAUGAAAACCAAUAUGAAGGCCGACCAUAAUAUCGUUGACCCUUCAGAAAGUAUUCUUAAUGAUCAAAGAAACAACAGAGAGAAUGCCACACAAUCUGUGGUGGUCUCCAGAAGUACUUUCUUAAGAGCAGAGAAGGUUAAAUCUAUGAUUGCCAUUAAAUAUUUAUAUCUUCAAAGAACUUUGGAUUGGGCAAAUGCUAACGAAGAUAUUAAUCUCCAUUGCCAUGUGGAGGGGGUUUAUAAUCCCUUGCAAGUGAUCCGAAAUCGAAGGGUUCGGGCAAAGUAUAAGGAAUAUCUAAGACCACUUUCAUUUAAAGAACUUCCAUUGGCUUCAAAUGUCUUUAGCAAGCAUUCUAUUAAAGAUUCCAAUUAUGCUAUGCUUUGGUCGAUUGAUUUGACCGAACUUAUUGGAGAUCCGAUUUGGCGUACUUAUCAUUGGAAUGAACUAAGAAACCCUCAUGGCAAGCUCUGGUUCCCUCCAGAAAAAAGCAACAGUAACGCUGCUGUUGAUGGAGGACGUAUUAAGUUGCAUGAUAAGUUGUUUGGACUAGAGGAUGAAAAUGCUCAACAGAAUAACCUGAGCCAACCUUCAUCAUCGCUUUCAGUGGAUGAACUCAUCAAACCAACAAGAUCCAAAAGCACUUCUCCAGUUAGAGAAAGACUCAGAGAUAAAAUAAAUAAAAAAAUGUGGAUAGGGUCAUCUCAUGAUUCCACAAGUGACAUUGAAAGAGUGGAGGAGAUGAAUGACGAAGAAGCGAAUGUGAAUGACCACGACCACAACGAUGAUGAAGAAACUGAAGGACUGAAAGGAGCUCUUAAUGAUAAAAUUUCCCCUCGCAAGGAAAGUAGUAAUGCUGAACCAGCUGCUUUGAAGGUACCUCCAGUAGUUGUGAUAAACUACGAACUACCAGUAGCCCAAACGGUCGACUCUUCUCGCAGUAAUUCUUCUUUGGAUAUCCAUGGUAUUUAUUUUAAGCCCGUGGAAAAGGACAAAGAAAACGAAGUUGAAAAAUCUAAAGAUGACAAUGAAGAUUCCUUGAAAGCGACUUCAAGCGAAGAUGAUAAUAAAGAUUUGGAUGAUGAUGAAACACAUAAUUUACCCGUUGCCAUACCAAUUGAGAAGAGUAUUUCUGGUAUACUGCUGGAACCAAAGAAAAUUCAAGAUUUGGAAGAAAUAGCCCAAAUAAGAUCAAUAAUGGAGAAUUUAGCUCUCAUUAGAAAAGUUGCAAACAUAAGAUUGCAUUAUUACUACGCUGUAUAUCCUCAUUUGGCAAAUUCUGUUAUAACCAGGAUUUCAAAGAUUAUUAAUAAUGAAAUGUCAAUUGUCCAUGAAAAGUCAAACAAGAUUGCUACUCAAGAUUUACCAGCUCAAGAACGAAUGUAUAUGACUUUUCUGGCUCAAAUCCAAGACAUGUUGCAUAUGAUAAACGACAAGUAUUCAAUUCGAGUGGAUAGUUUGCUUAGUAGUAGUGACAGAUCUAUUGGUGAAUUGAAUACAUCUGUUUCCCUUGAAAUGAGAAAGGUGAAUGAAAGACUUGAUAAGCUUCAUAACCAAUUAAUGGGUCGUUCAAUUAGGGAUAGUUUUGGUGUAGAAACUUUGAAAGGUAAUUAUGGGGAAAGUGGUGGGUAUCAGAUUAAUUUGGGUAUUGGUUAA